This is a messenger RNA of Marmota flaviventris (yellow-bellied marmot), 1586 nucleotides long. It is a transcript of the gene Ctss, whose product is annotated as cathepsin S. Lineage: Eukaryota; Metazoa; Chordata; Mammalia; Rodentia; Sciuridae. The record is from RefSeq and is a predicted model, not a curated record. Gene Ontology annotation, molecular function: cysteine-type peptidase activity. Gene Ontology annotation, biological process: proteolysis.
UUUCUUUUUAAAGUCAGUUAACUAAAGUCUCCUUGCUACUCUGAAAUCUUGGAAGCGAUCACAUCAAUUCAGGAAUUUUUUCUAUGGGAACACCUGCUGAUUCUAUCACAAUGAAGUGGCUGCUUUAUGUGUCCUUGGUGUGCUUCUCUGCAAUGGCACAGCUGCAUAAAGACCCUGCCCUGGAUCACCACUGGCAGCUCUGGAAGAAAACCUAUGGCAAACAAUACAGACAAAAGGUGGUGCUGAGGAAUGAACCCAAGGCCUCACACGUGCUAGGAUCAAACGAAACUUGGGAAUCGGGUUGUGAAGUUCCUGCUGUCCAUUCACAAUCAAUAGAUCUCAUACAUGGAGCUGGAGUCCAAGCAGGACCUGUUGGUAAUGAAGAGGCAGCACGUCGUCUCAUCUGGGAAAAGAAUCUCAAGUUUGUUACGCUUCACAAUCUGGAGCAUUCAAUGGGAAUGCAUUCAUAUGAUCUAGGCAUGAACCACUUGGGAGACAUGACCAGUGAAGAAGUGGUGUCUUUAAUGAGUUCCCUGAAGAUUCCCAGUAAAUGGCACAGAAAUGACACUUACAAGUCAAACCCUAAUCAGAAAUUGCCAGAGUCUUUUGACUGGAGAGAGAAGGGGUGUGUUACUGAAGUCAAAUCCCAGGGUUCCUGUGGUGCUUGCUGGGCUUUCAGUGCUGUGGGAGCCCUAGAAGCACAAGUGAAGAUGAAAACAGGAAAUCUGGUCUCUCUCAGUGCCCAGAAUCUGGUGGAUUGUUCAACUGAAAAAUAUGAGAAUAAAGGCUGCAAUGGUGGCUUCAUGACGGAGGCUUUCCAAUACAUCAUUGAUAACAACGGCAUUGAUUCAGAAGCUUCCUAUCCCUACAAGGCCAUGGAUGGAAAGUGCCAAUAUGACUCAAAAAAUCGUGCCGCCACGUGUUCAAGGUACACACAACUUCCCUAUGGUGAUGAAGAUGUCCUGAAAGAAGCUGUGGCCAAUAAAGGACCUGUGUCUGUUGCUAUAGAUGCAAGUCAUCCUUCUUUCUUCCUCUACAAAAGUGGUGUCUACUAUGACUCAUCCUGUACUCAGAAUGUGAAUCAUGGUGUACUAGUGGUUGGCUAUGGUAACCUUAAUGGGAAAGACUAUUGGCUUGUGAAAAAUAGCUGGGGCCUCCACUUUGGUGAACAAGGAUAUAUUCGGAUGGCAAGAAAUAGUAAAAAUCAUUGUGGGAUUGCCAGUUAUUGCUCUUACCCGGAAAUUUAGAGGACCUCUUCAUUUUAUAACAAGUCAAGAAGAUGAAAUACUUUCUCUUAAUUUUACCUGCUGUAGAAAUAAAGAUGAAAUGUAUCAACAUCAAUGUAUAUUUACCAUUACUAAUUAGAAAAUUUUGCUUUCACUUUAUAAAGCUUUGCAUAUUUCUGAAAAAAGCUUGCAAAGUAAAUGAAUAAUGUACCAUAGAUGUCACUGUAUUAGAAUUGGUCCACCAAGGACAAUCUGAGAAGUUUGUCCUUGUUUUAUUUUGCACUCUUUAUUUUUUUCUUUCAAUAGCCUUUUGUAACUUGGUGGUCUAAAAGAGCUUAAUAAAUCUAUUUCAAAUUUCUA